Cladophialophora carrionii CBS 160.54 is the source of this 864-nucleotide messenger RNA. RefSeq lists its product as uncharacterized. The coding region runs from base 1 to 864 and encodes 287 amino acids. The record is from RefSeq and is a predicted model, not a curated record. Gene Ontology annotation, biological process: regulation of DNA-templated transcription. The transcript has 3 exons. NCBI's taxonomy places the organism in Eukaryota, Fungi, Ascomycota, Eurotiomycetes, Chaetothyriales, Herpotrichiellaceae.
AUGGCACAGCCAACAAGUCCGUCAAAGUCCCUGCCAGAAGGAGCACCCAAUGGCAAUCCAAAUACAAGCUCCCACCAUGUGAGAUCUAACUCGGAUGUUCCUAUAGAUCCCUCGAUUUCGCAAGCCAGCCCGACCUACCCUCCCUACUCACCCUACCCUCAGGGCCAGGACAUGCAACAUGCCUACCAGCCCCAACAUCCGCCUUACAUGCAGCAACGACCGCCACACGAGCAAUGGGGAGGUUAUCCACCACAACAUGGUAUGCCCGGUCCGUACCCCCACCCGGGGCCAGGCGUUCAAGGUCCCCCGCAGACUUCAGCGGCGUCGCGAUCCGGUCAGGUGUAUUCAUUUGUGCCGAUCCCGGGUGCGCAGCAGCACAAGCGACCUCGACGGAGAUAUGAAGAGAUUGAGAGAAUGUACAAAUGCGGCUGGAACGGGUGUGAGAAAGCGUACGGAACGUUGAAUCAUCUGAACGCGCAUGUGACCAUGCAAUCGCAUGGCACCAAGAGAACUCCCGAAGAGUUCAAAGAAAUCCGCAAGGAAUGGAAAGCUCGCAAGAAGGAGGAAGAGAACGCACGCAAGGCAGAGGAAGAGCGUCACCGAGCUGCGGCGCAAGCUAGCCAGGUCGACCCUCCUGCAGAUGCACAUCAGGUUCCGGGGCAAGGCUACCAACAGAAUGGAGCCCGCCCAUCUCUCCCACCCAUAGGAUAUCAAACCCCCGACAACCAUGCUCAGGGACAAUACGCGCAGCCCCAGGCCGGCAUGGUUUAUCCACAGGGAAAUGGCCAGAUGGGCAGCUAUCCAAAUUACCCGAACUCGCCCUACGGACAGCAAGGCCAGGUCUAUCAGCAACGUCAGUACUAG